Cuscuta campestris is the source of this 2501-nucleotide messenger RNA. The record is from the annotation of a GenBank genome assembly. NCBI's taxonomy places the organism in Eukaryota, Viridiplantae, Streptophyta, Magnoliopsida, Solanales, Convolvulaceae.
AUCGGGAGAAAACAGAGAGAGGGGUAACUAUGAUGAAAUUCCUCUCUUAAAAUCGAUGCUCAUCUCAACCGCCGACUUCAAUCGGUGUUCUGCCUUCUUCCCUCGCAACAACUGAUGGAGAUAUUUAAACAAGGAGGCGCGUCGCUGACUCAAGAGCCGACAAACAAACCUAUAGGCAUCCAAAACCACGAUGGACGAAGAAGAAUUGAACAACACGAUGAAAAACAUGGCGAUGGCAGAGACGACCGGCUCUUAAGAUUGAGGAUACCGACCAUGAUUAGCAUACGAGAAAUAGGAAAUAAAAUGUAUGGAGCAUGCUGCUCAAGAAGUGUCAACCCCAAAAUGCCAUUUCAGGGAAUAGUUUUAGAUUUUCCAGAUUUUUUGGGCCCCAAAUUGGAACAAGGUUAGAGGCACGUCGGAGACCUGAAACCGGUGAGUGAUGACCGUAGACGCCGGACGACCAUUAAUGGCGAGUAGCUAGGAACGACUUCUGGGCAACAGUACAUGGAGCAUAGCAACCACAUUUGAGGAAUUUCAUGGGAAGGUAAGGAAUAGCUAUGAGCAUAGCUUGAGCUUUAGCAAGGAAAGUAUUAGUCAGUGGAAGAGGGAAGGCCACCAUAACACUAAUUAAUUGACCAGCAGAGUUGCGAAGAAUAGCUCCUCCGCUUUAAUUUACCAGGAGGUAAGACCAUUUCAGAAUCUUGAUUUGCUUUUUAGGGUAAUCCGGAGAGAUGUCAGCUUCAAUAAACCUUGUCAUGUGCUGGGUAAAUUUCUUUCCCUUGACAGAUGCACUUCAAAUGAAGAAUAGCAAAUCUAAGCCUAAUAGCCUUAAAUUCUUUACAUUGGAGAAAUAAUUUAUUUUCAAAGGAAAUAUUCUCUAAAAAAUAAAGGGACAUCUUAAAGGCAAUUUAUUGUAGAAUUUUAUCAAUUUAUCCACAAAAGGAAUUACAUCAUGAAAGAGUUUCCAAAGAAAAACCUUGAUGCUAUUUUUUUGAGUAGUAUUAUAAAUAAAUUUGUUAGAUAAGAGAGCUCCCUGAGAUUCUAUACAUUCUUCAUAUCCACUCUUCAGAGUGAAAACACCUCCAGUGGGAAUCCAGGGCCAGUAAUUUGAAUAUUUCAUCUCUCACCAUAAAAGGUAUUAAAGAAACAAAUCAUUAUUCAUCCAGGAGAGUCAUAGGAUUUAGGUGUAAAAUGGUUUUUUUGCCAUAUUUAGCAAACAUGAAAGAGCUCCAUACAGCAUCUUGAUUAAUGUAUCUCCACUUUUUUUUACAGGGAAAGACUUUUGAAUUGUGUCAAUGUUGCGUACGGAAAAGAAAUUUCAGUCUUGAAAGGCUAAAUUAUGCUUCAUGUGUAUCGUAUUUACAGUUUUUGUGAUUUAAUAUUUAAAAUCCGGUUACUUGGAUGCUUUGUUGAAAGUAGAUUGAAUCAUGGAGAUAUAACUUUAGAGAAAAACCUUCACUGCAUUGAUUGUUACUCAGUCUUUGCGGACAAGGCCUUUUUUGAGUUUAAUAAUAAGUCACAUUCUUUUAAUAAUCCCGUGCAAAAAUACAUGUAUCAAGGUGUUGAAAAUUAAAUGUCUCUGAUGUCGAGAAAUUGAUGGGUUGCUAUAAUUCUGUUUAAUAAGUCACAUUUAUAUUUCCUCUCUUCCAGUUUCAUUAAGAGCUGAAACAUUACAUUAGUUCAAAGUUUUUGACCUUCAUUUCUGCCCAUAACGCUUUCAUCUAUUUGCACUUAAACAUAAAAAAAAUGAUACAAUAAAUAGAAAAUUUAACCUUUGUGGUGUGGAAUUAUACAUAGUUAUUAGUUACACUUGAUUUUGAUUUUGAAGAUCAUGUACUAAACACUAUCAAUUUACUAGACAUUGGAAGCACGAUUUUCUAAAAAUUCCAAAGUUCCAUUCUUCUUUCUCUGCUCUAUUUUCUUAUGGUCAUCAUGUGUAUUUAGGGGCUUUCAUUUAGGUGUUAUCUUUACCUCACUUUAGCUUCCCCCUUUGGUGCAGGCUUCAAGAAAUAUUAUCAGAGUAGGUGAUGCAAAGAGAGGUUCGACCAAAGAGCUCAGGGCAGCAGACUACUCUAGCUGCUCACUUCAGUCUCGCCCAUGAACGACGGUUAAAUUCCGGAAGAGAACUCUGGACGACGGUGUAGGCAGUGGACAAAUACAGGGUAAUGCUCUUUUAUUCUUUCUCAUCUAUUUUCUUCAUAAACUAAGUGCAGACACUCAAUUUAUCAUCUUUGGCACUUUGGGAUUUUAGAUUGUUUACCUCUUUGGCCUUUUGGGGGACUAUUCAAAUGAUCUUUUCUAUUUCAUUUGAGUGAUUUAAAAUAUAUGUCAAAUUGGAAUGUUGCUCGGAAUCUUGCCCAAAUUGUAACAAUCGAGACAACUCAGUUUAUCAUCAUUACAACCAAGGUAUUAGUAAGUGUUAAUGUGUAGAAGUAUAUGGUUGCAAUUUUUGUUCUUAUUUUGAAGAUUGUAAACAUGGAAAAGAAAAGACGAAGAUGUUA